This is a messenger RNA of Dermatophagoides farinae (American house dust mite), 2099 nucleotides long. Its product is annotated as putative transporter slc-17.2. Gene Ontology annotation, biological process: monoatomic anion transport; transmembrane transport. The record is from RefSeq and is a predicted model, not a curated record. Gene Ontology annotation, molecular function: transmembrane transporter activity. Gene Ontology annotation, cellular component: membrane. Lineage: Eukaryota; Metazoa; Arthropoda; Arachnida; Sarcoptiformes; Pyroglyphidae.
UUGAUAAUGUUUGUCAAAGUAUUUAAUUCAGUUUGUUGCCGAUUUAGUAUAAAAUAGACUAGUCGCUUCAAGCAUUGUCAACACAACGAUCAUCGCCAACUAAAUGACAAAUGGAUUGGCUAUAACAAUUUUUUCGUAAACAAACAAUUUUUUUCUUCUUCUUCUUCUCAUCAUUUUAAACAGCAUCAGUUAUCCCGUAUUGAAGUGAUUAAUCUUUUGAUAAAGGUCUCAAAGAAUCUGUAAUCAUGCGAUAUUGUCAGCUUUCAAGCUUCAGCCAUAUCUAUUUGGAUGAAUAUAAAGAACCGAAACCAUCAUUAUUAUGUUCGAUACGGGUACUGAUUGCUUUGUUGUCAAUGUUGGGAACAUCCAUAAUGUAUAUAACUCGAGUAAAUUUAAAUAUUGCCAUAUUGGCCAUGGUACAAUCUAAAGAUUCUGAUCCUGCUUUGAAAACUAUCGAAAUGUUGGCAAAUUCAUCCACCAAUAUUUUACUCAAUAAUCCUCCAGCCGUGAUCAACCAACAAAUGGUACUUGAACCAAUUCCAUUGGAGACACAUGGAAACGGAGAAUUCGAAUGGACACCUCCACAACAAGGAAUUAUUCUUGGAUCAUUUUUUUAUGGCUAUCUAUCGACACAAGUGAUUGGAGGACGUCUAGCCGAAUCAUAUAUACCACCUGAUAAGCUCAUUUUCAUUGCUUUAUCCUCUUCGGGAAUCAUUAAUUUACUGACACCAUUUCUUGCACGAAAUUCAUGGCUAUUGUUCAUUUGUAGCCGAAUUUUAUUGGGCGCUUUUCAAGGAGUAGUUUAUCCUGCAUUUUAUUGUCUAUUUUCUCGAUGGAUCCCAUCAAAUGAACGUAGUACAUUUGUACCUUGGCUCGAUGCUGGAAGCAUUAUGGGAACAAUACUCAUAUCAGCUUCAUCGGGAAAAAUAAUCUUAUAUUUUUCCAAUUUUGGUGGCUGGCCUGUUGUAUUCUACUUUUCAGGUGCUUUGGCUUUAUUAUGGAGCUUGUUGUGGAUUAGUUUUGUUCGAUCAAAUCCAGAGGAUCAUCCUUUGAUUACAAAAGAAGAGCUCAGUUUAUUGUCAAACGAUAAACAAAGCCAACAACAAGAUAAUCAAUCAAACAAUAUUAGUCCAUAUUGGUUUAAUAUAUUGACUUCACCGAUAUUUCUUGGAGUUUUGGCCACUAAAAUCUGUUAUGGCGUUGUCUUUGAUUUCGUUAGUCAAAAAAUUCCAGCUUAUUUACAAGGCGUAAUUGGUUUACCUGUAGAUGAGACUGGCAUAUCAUUCUCAUUCAUUAUGAUCGGCUAUAUGGGGACAUUGCUUUCAUGUGGUGCCAUUGCAGACUAUCUAAUCAAAAAUUCUUCACUAAGAACCGCAACUAUACGAAAAUUAUUUCAAUUUACAUCAGCAAUGAUAAUGAUCGUAUCAUUGUUAUUGAUAUCGGAAAUCGGAUUAUCAAAAUGGCCAAAUGUAUUCUUGUUGGCCGCAUUAAUGCUUGGUUAUGGAUUCACAUCAGGUGGUGAUUUACCUUCAGUCGUCGACAUUAGUGGUCCACUUUCAGGAACGGUAUUUGCCUUGAUGAAUACACUUUGCUCAAUCAGUGGAUUUAUGGUACCAUAUUUGGUUGGCAUUGUAAUUGCUCCAUCACCCACAUCUGUUAAUCUAUGGCGAUGUUUAUUUAUUUCUGGUGCCAUCAUAAUGGGCAUUGGUUUAAUUUCAUUUGUAACAUUUUCAUCGUCAAAUCUUCAAACACAUUGGUUCCGUCAAAAAGAAUCCGAUGAAAAAGAGGCAUUGAAAAUCCCUGUUGUUCAAUUAGAAUAUAAAAAUUCAUUAUCAUUGAGCCUGGUGCCGCCUUCCAAUUACAUUCCAAGAUAUGAUACAUUCCCCAUCGGAUCAGUGGACAAUCGAUAUCAAAGAAGUUUCAAUAUCUAGUCUCAUUAUUUGUAAACAAUUUCAAUUUCAUCAUUGUUUUUCAUUCUAUGUAUAAAAUUUGUUAUGCAUCCUGUACAUUAUAUAUUCAUUACUUACAAUAAUUUUUUUUUCGAUCAAAAAUCAUGAUUCAACGUUAAGUAUACAAAUAAAAAAAAUGAAUGAAAAUUA